AUGGCAGCUAUCACCUUUACUGCUCCUGUGUCUGUACCUGCAAACGUGGCACUCGUUGCCGGAGCGACUGUCUCAGGGUCAAUCUCUCUUCCAACCACGACAAGUCUUGUCACUUGGACCGCAUUGAGUGCAUAUUACGGAAGCUCACCGCCAGGAACCGUCACUUUUACCGCCAUCUUCUCAAUCGCAGCCCCUCUGGAGUCAAGAAUCAUUACUGGAAAUGGCGACUUCACGAUUUAUCCCAACCCUGGCAGCCCAGCCACAGUCAGCGCAGCGUUUACUGGCACUCCUCCGAAUGCGUCUUUGACAGGGCCGACUAAAUCUAUAUCGCAGCAACCCUCAGCAUCGCCAACCCCAUCUUUAAGCUCUCUAUCGUUGUCGACCUCCCCAGCUUCGUUUGCAACAUCUCUAGGCUCUUCAUCCUCUGCCACCAGUCCCGUGUCUGCUCAGCCUACACAAACCAAGUCGCCCAUCGUCAGCAAGGGCUACAGUACUGCUGAUCUGGCAGGAGCAGCAGUGGGAUGCGGGAUCGGAGGUGCCCUACUUGUCGGCGUGGCCGCGUUUCUCAUGUAUCGAAGGCGUAACAGAAGAAACCUUGGGACCUCUCGCAGGUCUGAAAAAGGGGGUUCUGAUCCAGUCGGCAGCAAUGAAGAUGUGGUCGUGGCAGAGACACGAGCAUGGGAAAGGCACCUUCCACAGUCCGAAUCUGACCAAGCUGUCCGCAGUAUGGCCAGUCGCACCCUAGAUCAAAUUGAGAUGCACGUCGAGAACUUCUACCAGGACGCAACCAAUGUGUCUAUCAGCCGAGCAGCUGAGUCGGAGAUGCGAAAUUUGGACUCUAGUCAUCUGCCUGACUCUGUCUCGAAUCUCAUCAGGACAUCUCGCAGACCUACCUGUUUGAUCAAACAUUGCAUUGCCAAUCUGAUCCUGUCGCGGAUUGACUUCGAGAAAGGUUCAGGCGACUCGUUUUUACCCGGAAGUAUGAUAGCUUUGGAACCUUCGUCGACUGCACCGGAAAAGCAAGGAUUUGCACAAGCAUUUGCCCACUGGCGAGUCAUAUCCGCCUAUAUAAGGCGAGAGCCAGAGCGUGACGAGGCCUAUCGAGUAGAGCGUGAUCGAAGAAUCACUGCUGCUGCGACAAAGUUGUGCAUCGCUUUCGAGCCCUGGGCUCGCUCGGCGGAGAAUGCCCGUUUCCAAAGCAUUGUUGGCAUAAUGCAACGAGCCAGUGACUUGGGGAUCAUGUUGUUUUCACAGCCUGCUUCAUUCCAGUGGCAAUGGGAAGCUGGAAACAGGGGAGGAGCGACCAAGAAUAGACCAGGACAGGUUGCCGUACUCCCAGGGCUCUACAAAAUGACGGACGAGGAAGUACACCAACUUGCGUCCCCGAUACACCUGAUUGAGCCUCGAUUAGGCUGGCAUGACAAGUUUUAA
Messenger RNA from Cladophialophora psammophila CBS 110553, 1431 nucleotides. RefSeq lists its product as uncharacterized. The record is from RefSeq and is a predicted model, not a curated record. The transcript is spliced from 2 exons. NCBI's taxonomy places the organism in Eukaryota, Fungi, Ascomycota, Eurotiomycetes, Chaetothyriales, Herpotrichiellaceae. Bases 1 to 1431 code for a protein of 476 amino acids.